CCUGACGCCAGUACCGUAACGAGAGUAUGGAACGCCUGUGGCAAGUACCUAAACUUACGCCACCCCGUAACGCAAUAAUGACAAAAAAAUUAAAAAUUGUAAUGCAACAAGUUAAAUUUUACUAAAUGCUGUAUAUAUACCGGUAAUUAAUUUAAAUGAUUGUUGAAUAAUAAUGUUGAAAUCAUUGUGUUAUUCAAUUUAUAGAAUUAAAUCAAGAAAAAGUUUGUGGAUUCAGCAGUUGAAACUAUGUUCAACACUAGCAAAAGAAAAUAUAGAAAAGAACAAUGAAAGCACGGAUCAAUUGUUAGAAAAAGAAAAUGAAAUUUUAAAAGUAAUAAAUAAAAGUAAAUUAACACAAUUGAAAAGACACAUUGAACUUCCCUAUGCUGAGAUGAUAAUAUCAUGUCGUGACACAAAUGGAUCCUAUAAAUCAUUAAAUGAUUUACUAUUAAGGAAUAAAUUAGAGUCUGAUAUAUUGAAUACAGUUUGUCAUUCAAUUUUGAAUUACAAUUCUAAGCUGAAUAAAUACAAGAAAUAUAAAGUAACUCCUGAAAUAAAAAAUAUACAGAUACCAAAAACUACAUUGGGUAUACAUGUAGGGCAUACUUUAUUAAGCUGGGCAUUAGUAACCAACACUUUUGAAGUGUUAGAGUGGGAUUGCAUUCCUUGGUUUGAGAAGGAUCCUCGAAGCAAUUGUUAUGACAUUAUCAAAUUAAUAGGAUCUAUUAUUCCAAAAUUACCCACAUGCGAUAACUAUGUAACCGAAGAUGUUCGUCUGUGGCACAUAACAAAUAAAAAUAUGGUGUACUGUCAAAAACAGUUAACUAUUGCAAUCAUGGCUUGUCUAAAAGUAAUAGAAAAUCAGAAAUUGGGUGCUUCAUCGGCACCAGUAAACAGCGUAUAUGUAUUACCACCUCGUGGAUCAGCAAUAUUUUAUAAUCUUAUUGUUGGUUCUGAAGUAGUAUCUCCAGAUUAUGUUAUAAGAAAGUUUAUAAACAAUGAUAAGAAGGCAAAUAAUGAUGAAUUCACAGAGGUAUACUUAAACGAUGCAUUGAAAAAUAAAUACUUAACAGCGAUCGCAGAUCAACGAGAACAAAUGAGUUGGUCUCUUUUAAAGGCUGCAAUGUUUGUACAAUUAGUUAAACAGUCUACAUCAGUUUAAUAAAAAGAGAAUGAAGGUAAUAA
Molecule: messenger RNA, 1185 nt
Organism: Osmia lignaria (orchard mason bee)
Lineage: Eukaryota; Metazoa; Arthropoda; Insecta; Hymenoptera; Megachilidae
Biological process (GO): transcription elongation by mitochondrial RNA polymerase; mitochondrial transcription
Cellular component (GO): mitochondrial nucleoid
Molecular function (GO): DNA polymerase processivity factor activity
Source: RefSeq, a predicted model, not a curated record